Molecule: messenger RNA, 324 nt
Organism: Melospiza melodia melodia
Lineage: Eukaryota; Metazoa; Chordata; Aves; Passeriformes; Passerellidae
Product: feather keratin 1
Exons: 1
Coding region: 19-324 (101 amino acids)
Cellular component (GO): intermediate filament
Molecular function (GO): structural constituent of cytoskeleton
Source: RefSeq, a predicted model, not a curated record
UCUCCUGCAGCCCCAGCCAUGUCCUGCUAUGACCUGUGCCGGCCCUGCGGCCCCACCCCGCUGGCCAACAGCUGCAACGAGCCCUGUGUGAGGCAGUGCCAGGACUCCCGCGUGGUGAUCCAGCCCUCGCCCGUGGUGGUCACUCUGCCCGGGCCCAUCCUCAGCUCCUUCCCCCAGAACACCGCCGUGGGAUCCUCCACCUCCGCCGCCGUGGGCAGCAUCCUGAGUGAGGAGGGAGUGCCCAUCAACUCGGGGGGCUUUGGGCUCUCGGGGCUCUCCGGCCUCGGUGGCCGCUACUGCGGCCGCAGGUGCCUGCCCUGCUAG